Molecule: messenger RNA, 852 nt
Organism: Arachis stenosperma
Lineage: Eukaryota; Viridiplantae; Streptophyta; Magnoliopsida; Fabales; Fabaceae
Exons: 1
Coding region: 1-852 (283 amino acids)
Source: RefSeq, a predicted model, not a curated record
AUGCCCCUCCACGCCAAGUUCUUAAAGGAACUCAUGACAAGAAAAAGAAACUGGGGAGAAAAGGAGACUGUAGUCCUAACUGAGGAGUGUAGUGCCAUCAUACAAAAGAAACUCCCCCAGAAAAUGAAAGACCUAGGGAGUUUCCAAAUCCGCUGCAUCGUAGGGGAUAUCAAUAUUGAGAAGGCCUUAUGCGACUUGGAGGCUAGCAUCAAUCUCAUGUCCUUGAACAUGAUUAGAAGGAUGAGAAUUGAGGAAGCCAAACCAACAAGAAUGGCACUCCAACUAGCUAAUAGAACAUUCAAGUUUCCACAUGGAGUAGUGGAAGAUUUAUUGGUGAAAGUGGGAGAAUUCAUUUUCCCAGCUGACUUUGUUAUGUUGGAUAUAGAAGAAGAGGCUAACACUUUAAUUAUCCUAGGAAGGCCAUUCCUAGUUACUGCUGGAGCCAUCAUUGAUGUGCAAAAAGGGGAACUAGUCUUGAGAUUACUUAAGGAAAAGAUGAUCUUCAAUUUCUUCAAAGCAAUGAGUUACCCCAAGGAAUCAAUAGGAGAAUGCAUGGUGGUGGACACCAUAGAACAGAUAGUUCAAGGAAUUUUGAAAGAAGAGCAAUGUGAAAGAACUAUGGAAUUAGAGCAACAAACGCCACAUGGAGAACUACCACAAGGAACCAUGGGAAGUUCAAUCAUGACAAACCCCAAAAACAACAAUGGAGAAGAGGCACCAAAACUAGAGCUGAAAACCUUAUCUUCAAGCUUGAAAUAUGCAUAUCUGGGUGACAACAGCACCUACCUAGUGAUUAUCAACUCAAGCUUGAGUAAAGAGCAAGAAGAGAAACUCAUCCAAGUACUGAAAUAA